AAAAGAACAGCACCAAGUGCCACUCAACCUCUUGAAGACCCAUGAGCAGGUAAGCCUCUUAGCUCUGCAAGAAUGACAGAUCCUUACAGUAUUACUAUUCUAGAAAAUGCAAGUUAAAAUAUGAGUUCAUCAGUGUCCGUGAUGUGCAAAGGUUAAUCUCUUGAUUCUCAAAGGAUUGCCCAUUUUUAUUGUUUAGUACCAUUUUUGUUUAUGGCUAUCAAUGUGAAUAUGUUAGUGAGAAAAUACAAAAGUUUGUUAAAAUACGGUAACAAAAACGCAAUAGAUACUAUCAUAGAGUUGUGCAAAGGUUCUGACAACACGUAAACUAAGGCAAGGUACUCCAUUCUGAUCAUGUGGAUUCUUUUUCUAGAUAGGUGCAGUCUCUCCCUCCUGGAUUUCAGGCACAAUGUUUGCGUUAUUGGUUUGCAUCCUGACACUGCAUGAAGUGUACUCUGUGUGCAAUGUGGUAAGUACUCAUAUGAAUUACUGAAAAGAAAACCACAUACGGAAUCUGAAACAGUACAUUAGAUAUGAGACCAAUUACAUUUUAAUGUAUUUAUUAAAGUUCUUACUACUUUUCAUUCUUUCCCUUGAUCCAUCUCCUGCUGUGUCCACAGCCAAGUAAGUACAAUGCCUUACGAACAUUCUAACACAGUGCCCAGUGAAAGUCUACACACCCCUUGCAGUCUCCACAUUUUGCUGCCUUAAAAUUACAUCUAAAAGGGAUUACAUUUAAUAUUUUCCCUACAGAGCUACACAACCUACUCCAGAUUUUAAAAGUGAAAGACAAUUAGAGAACAUUUUCCAAAUCAAUUCAAAAUUAAAUGAAAAUGUCUUGAUUGCAUAUGUCUUGACACCCCAGAGUUCAUACUUGGUUGAAGCACCUUUGGCAGCCAUUUCAGCAUUUAAUAAUUUUUAAUAAGAUUCUACUAACUUCGCACAACUCUUAGGGCAACAUGUAUUCAUUGUUUUGUCAAAAUUGCUAAAGCUCAGUAACUUUGGCUGGGAAUCAUUGAUGGACAGCAAUAUUCAAACCUUUUUUAAGCAGAUUUAAUUAAGGACGGAGACUGGACCAUUCAGGAACACUCAACACCUAUUGGAAAGCCAUUCUGGUGUGUCUUUGGCAUUAAAAUAGGUGUAAUUGUCCUGCAAAAAAAACUACCCCAGUGUUAGUAUUAUGGUGGCAGCAUCAUGUUAUAGGUAUUGCUCAUCAUCGGCAGGGACUGGGGAGUUUGUAAGAUCAAAAUAAAUAUGAAAGCCGCAAAGCCCAGGUAAACAUUGACAGGAAAACCCCACCUCAGUCUCCUGAAAACCCUGGGAUAGAGUUGUAUUUUUGAGUAAGACAAUUAUACCAAACCAGUUAUGCCAAAGACACACCAGAAUGGUGUUGAGUGUUGCUGAGUGGUCUAGACUCAGUCCUGACUUAAAUUAGCUUGAAAAUAGGUUUAAAUAUGCUUUCCGUCAAUGAUUCCCAAUCAAAUUUACUGUCUUGAGCAAUUUUGACAAAAACAAUUGCCAUAUGCUGCCCUAAGAGUUGUGGAAAGUUGGUAGAAUAUGAUUCUAAAUGAUUUACAGCUGUAAUGGCUGCUCCACCAAGUAUUAACUCUGGGGUGUGAAGACCUACGCAAAAACAAAACACUUUUGUUUUUUUUGUGCGUUUACAUUUUCUAUAACUUUCUUUCACUGCAAAAAUGUGGAGUAGGUGGUGUAGAUCUGUAGGGGGGGGAAAAAAAUCGAAUUGAAUCCAUUUUCAUUUAAGUUUAAGGCAGCAAAAUGUGAAGACUUUCACCAUCCUCUACCAACAUGAUUAGGAAUUAAUUACACUGGAUUUAGUCAUCACCCACAACGUUUAAUUCAUCACGUGCUGUUUUUACAAAAGAAAGUGGAUUGAUUUGGGACUCAGUCCAGAUGUUGUCACAGACAUUAAGAGUAAAUAGUUGCUUUGUAUUAUGGGUUUAGUGAAGUAUUUACCUGUGGAGUAAGUAAUGUGCAUAUAAUCCCACAAUAUAACGUGUGUGUGUGUCUGUGUGUGUGUGUAGACAUUUGCCCAGACAGCACAGCAGUUCAGGCUGAGAUCCUUAACCAGCACAACGCCUUCCGGAGAGCGGUUACGCCUACUGCUAGAGACAUGCUCAAGAUGGUACGCUUUCAUGAUUCAUAUACUUUCCAUCCGUAACAAACCUCAGAAUCAAAUGUUUUUCCAACAUCCCCCAAAAUCCAUCGUAAAGAAUAUAAUCCCUGAUGUGUAAUUCAUAGAGCAGCCCUAUGGUAGGCCUAUAUGGUUAGUUUAUGUACAUGUAGAGACAAUACAGUACGGCCACAAAAUACUCAUGGACACUAGUAUGUGGAUGGCAUUAUUCUACAGCUGUUUGUAUCUGACCUGCAGAGCUGGAGCGAGGAGGCAGCGGCCAGUGUUCAGGCUUGGGUUAACACCUGCUCCAUGGCUCAUGGGCCACCCAGCAGUCGCAUGCUUGGCAGUACGGUUUCCCUUUGUCUCUCCAUGACAUCUCUUGUUUUUCCCCUGCUGUAGUGCAAACUAAGACAAAUAUAUUUUAUUGAUUCAUGCAACUCAAGACUUUCGCUGCAAUCGUAUCAAUGUGAGCGCAAUCUUCAGCUCAAAUAUAUUUUGAAUGUCAUGAUUUCCUAUCACCAGUGACUAUCUAUGGUAGCUUACCUGGUAUCAUAUUUGUUGACAUCUUAAAUCCUGCAUUGAAAAGACAUGUUAGUCAACUGUUCCAGUUUGAUUUCACUGUUACAUACCUAUUUAGUAAACUUUUCCAUGCAUGCUUUACUUAUGAACAGGCUACGAAAUGGGUGAGAACCUGUUCAUGUCCGGCACUUCUAAGAAUUGGACUGAAAUAGUUACAGCCUGGCACAGUGAGGUCAUAGAUUACUCCUAUCCCAAUGGAUCUAUCAAUGGUAAACACAUCGGCCACUACACACAGGUAAUGUUCAUCUUACGUGCAGAUACAUUAUGAUGACAUACAUGUGUAAAAUCUGAUUGAAUCACAGGUUCUAUGGGCCCAUUUAUAGAGAAACAGUCAGAGGCAGAUAUAUAAAAAAAAAAAGAACAAGUUUAUGGAAUGAAUCAGGUCUAAGUUUGUUUGUUUAAAAAGGGUACAGUAAAACAUUAAUGCGAAAACACAACGCAGUUCCUUUCACUGGAUGGCUCUAUCAUGUUCUAAAUAUCUACAGCGCUUCCACAGAGACAACUGACCCUGUUCACAACUGACCAAAAACAGUGACAAACAACUUCUGCAUGAAAGAAAAGAGCAGUUAGCCACUGCAUCUACACAAACACUAACUAUUUUAGAAAUACAAAAUGUAUGAACUUAAAACAGUCACCUUAAUGGAGGGCAGUUUCAAUAUAUUGCUUGGACCCUCAUGAACAUCUCUCCAAACACAAAGACAACUGCAGUGGCAUAACUUUCAAAGUAAUACAUGUGCUGUCAAAUUUGAAUAAACAAACGCUGAUAGAGAACUAAACAUACCUUCUGAACAGAUUCGACCACACCCAAAACAGUUGCUAAAGACAGCAUGGUCCCUAAAAUGGUUGCCUUAAAACCGAGCGCAUAGCAACAACACCAUACAGUCUUAACACUGGACCUUUAGGUACAUAAGGACCCACAAUGGACAAUGGGGUAUUUUUCUACAUUUUACAUGUCCGCCACUAAUUAGGGUCAGGUAGGAAGCACACACCAAACCUGCAGUUCCUACUCUGUCACGUAUAUUUUCAGGGAUAUUUAAUCACAUAUACCUGUUGACACCAAAGGAGUAUACUUGCAGAAUAGAUUACUAACUUAUUGACAUUUAUUUUGGUAGCAAUUUUAGCCAUUGUAUUGUACAUACACUGAGUAUACCAAACAUUAGGAACACCUUCCUAAUAUUGAGUUGGCCCCCCACAAACUGGUGCGCCUGGCACCCACUACCAUACCCCGUUCAAAGGCACUUAAAUAUUUUGUCUUGCCCAUUCACCCUCUGAAUGGCACACAUAUACAAUCCAUGUCUCAAUUGUCUCAAGGAUGAAAAAUCCUUCUUUAAUCUGUCUUCUCCCCUUCAUCUACACUGAUUAAAGUGGAUUUAUCAAGUGACAUGAAUAAGGGAUCAUAGCUUUCACCUGGAUUCACCUGGUCAGUCUAUUCAUGGAAAGAGCAGGUGUUCUUAAAAUGUUGUAUACUCAGUGUAUAUUGUUAUGGACCAUUGUGCCACAAGCAAUUCGCUACACCCGCAAUAACAUCUCCUAAAUAUGUGUAUGCGACCAAUAAAAUGUGAUUUGAUUUGGUAUGCUGUAUGGUGGUCAGAGGUGUGUAGUUACCGACAAGUGUCAUUAUGGUUAUUCGCCAAUUAAACUCUGAUAACACUAAACUGUGUCUCCUUUCAUAUAGGUGGUUUGGAACAGUUCAUACAAGGUUGGCUGUGGUGUGGCCUUGUGUCCUGGCUCAGUCUACUUCUAUGGAUGCCAAUAUUACAGAGCGUAUGUUGCACCAAUCACACCCAAAAUGCACCUAACACCUGUGUACAAUUUCACCCUAUUUACUAUAACUGGUAGUGGAAGGAAGGCAUCAUCCAGCGAUCAUUCCAAUACUUUGUUUAACAGGGGAAACUACAGAGGAGUGGCUCCAUACAAGGAAGGAGCUACGUGUGCUGACUGCCCCAACUCCUGCGAAAAUAAGCUUUGCAGUAAGUAUCAGACAUGAUGAAAAUACAUGAAUGCCAUCUAAAAUCUUACCAAUAUGACUUAGCAAUGUUAGUGAUAGGUUUCAAAAACAUGUUCACAAGGUUCAAUGUACAAUAAUCACCAAAUGUAAACUGUCAAUAUACAAUGAAUUGACUGCCAAUGUUUCUUCUCAUGUGUCAUUUCAGCCAAUCCCUGUCCUUACAUAAACAAGUAUGUCAACUGUGCCGCCAUGAAAGAACAGGCCGGGUGCAGCAAUCCUUUGGUGUAUGCCUGGUGUCCCGCCCUCUGCCUGUGCACCACCAAAAUCAUCCCAAUAGCAAAGAAGUGAAACCACCAGACCUCUUCAAAAUGGUCCACUGAAAGAAAACUUUGAAUGAUUCCUCUGUUGUUUCCUUGUCUAUGAGAAGAAGAAAAACAUAUACACCUGGUUGAUCUAUCUACUGUACUUCUGGUAAAGUCAGUUCAUUUGAACAAUUCUAACUAUCACUAAUAAUAUAUUAAUUAUCACUGUAGGUCUAUGGUACAGAUAAAACAUUGUUCUUAUUCUAGGGGUAACAUAAGGUGUCUAACUUACAGUAGCUAAUGUUAGUUGGAAGCAAUUCAUUUUGUUCCCUUUCAUUGAUUUCAAUGUCUUCGUGCCCAUUUUACCAAAACAAAUCCAUAUUGAAUUUGCAAGUUGAAUGAGAAUAUCCUGUACAUCUUGAGAAGCCAAUAUUUCCAUCAGUUACAGUAACAGUGGCCAUUUUGAUCAUUUAAUUUCUGCUAAUAAACUACACAGUAAUAUGGUUAUACAGAACUGUAAUACCUCAACACAUUUCACUUUAAGUUGAUUCAGGGCAUUAUUUUAUGUUUGAUGAAAUGCAAGGAAUGCUGCUCAUAAUUUGCUCUAUCAACAUUAAAUGUUUGCACAUGACAGAAUUAUGUAACCCUUAUUUUUUUCCCUCAAUCGCAUUAAAAUUAUCAUGAAGAUGAAUUAA
Coregonus sp. 'balchen' is the source of this 5655-nucleotide messenger RNA. Lineage: Eukaryota; Metazoa; Chordata; Actinopteri; Salmoniformes; Salmonidae. The record is from the annotation of a GenBank genome assembly.